Molecule: messenger RNA, 828 nt
Organism: Sphenostylis stenocarpa
Lineage: Eukaryota; Viridiplantae; Streptophyta; Magnoliopsida; Fabales; Fabaceae
Source: the annotation of a GenBank genome assembly
AUGUAUAGUGAUAUAGGUCUUGUUGCGGAGCUGACAUGGGAAAAUGGUCAACUUUCUAUGCAUGGCUUAGGGCUACCGCGUGUGCCGGUGAAGCCCCCCACAAGCGCCGGGAGCAAGUACACAUGGGAGAAACCUCGCGCCAGUGGCACCUUGGAAUCCAUAGUGAACCAAGCCACGAGCUUGCCGCACCGCGGAAAGCCAACGCUGAACGGAGACGGCAGCGUGUAUGGGAACUUCGUGGUGCCGUGGUUCGACCCUAACGGGAGUGCCACGGCGGCAAACACGGUGACGAUGGACGCAUUGGUGUCGUGCACGAAGCGGGAGCAGAGAAAGCAGGGCAUGGAGUCGGUUCCCAGCACGUGCAUGGUGGGGUGCUCCACACGUGUGGGGUCGUGCUGCGGCAACCAGGGCGCGAAGGGGCAGGAGAUGAGUGGGAGGGAUCAGAGUGUGAGUGGCAGUGCCACAUUCGGGAGGGAUAGCAAGCAGGUGACCCUUGACACGUGCGACAGGGAUUUUGGUGUAGCUUUCACUUCCACCUCCAUCAACUCCCUCGACAACACCAACUCCGCUAAGCCCUGCACCAAAACCACCACCGUCGACGACCAUGAUUCUGGUGAAGACGGGGACGAAGAAAAGAAAAAGAGAGGAAACGGAAAAUCUUCAGUUUCCACUAAAAGGAGUAGAGCUGCGGCCAUACAUAGCCAAUCUGAAAGGGUAAACGUUGAAUCAAUUUUGCAAGUUGCAAUGAUGAUAUUGCAACAACAAAAUCAACAAUUUGAUGUUCAUUUGGUUCAUUUUCGCAUUGGCUUUUCAGAAAAGGAGGGAUAA